AUGCCGUCCUCUCAACAUCGACGGCGAAAAUCUAGUACAACCAAUCUUGGAGAUCUUCCCAGUUUUCUGGAGAAUUCGCCAUUCUUCAUACCUUUCUCUAAUGAGGAAUCUCCAGCUCAAUCAGUGCCAAAACCGACGUUCUCGCAGUUAGUACGGUCGAAGAAUGCUCAAGCGCUGCUAGCUUUCCUAGUUGGAGUGUUUUUGUUCUGGUAUUUGAUGCCUAGAAAGGGAGAUAUAUCUUAUGAAGCUCUAGGGCGAUGGGGGCUGUUACACGGGGGAGGUGCACAAUGUUUAUAUGAUCCAAAAGCACUUGUUGCUGUCCCUAAUAUUACGGAUCUGGGUACGAAGGAAUAUGAAGGGUUAGAUUGGGAGAAAUUAGCAUAUGUUACUUACGUUACACAUAAAGACGUAUUGUGUAACUCGGUUAUGCUUUUUGAGAGUCUAGAUAGACUCGGGAGUAGGGCUAAAAGAGUUAUGUUGAUACCUGAUACUGAGGAGUUCAGGACGGAGGAUUACAGUAGUAGAAGUGCCCAGGAAGACGCUACCGUAAAGAGACUGCUGAAAUUAGCAGAGUCAAAAUACGGUGUCAAACUGGUUCGCAUGAGGAUCAUUCGAAAACAGUUAGGUUUUCAAAUGUGGGCAGCGUCCUACUCCAAACUCCACACCUUCUCCAUGGCCGAAUACACCCGCAUCAUCAUCCUCGACUCCGACGCAACCCUCCUCGCGCCCCUCGACGAACUCUUCCUCCUCCCUCCCUCCACCGCAACCAUGCCCCGCGCCUACUGGCUCGACAAACCUACCCUCGCAUCCCAUAUCAUGGUCAUCACGCCCUCCGCCGCUGAGUUCGCGCGCGUCCAGAAAGAAAUCGAUAAAGCUGGCCUCGGCGUGUAUGACAUGGAAAUCGUAAACGCGUUGUACGGCGCCACGUGCAACGUCCUACCACACAAACCAUACGCUUUACUAACCGGGGAAUUCCGUCGCGCGAAGGAUAAACACACGGCUUACCUGUCGCCUGGCGAGGUCUGGGAUGCGAAUCAAGUGAAGAAGGAGGCGAGGUUGGUCCAUUUCAGCGAUUACCCGAUGCCGAAACCGUGGGAGGGGAUUAGUCAGAAUGAUGUCAAGGCGAGCAGACCGGCUUGUGUGAAGACUGAGGGGGGAGAGGAUUGUAGUGAUCGGGAUGUGUGGAGGGGGUUUUAUCGCGAGUUUAGGGAGAGGAGGAUGGAGGUUUGUGGGCUGGAGAGUAUGGCUUGGUGGGGGAGUAAUCCGAAUUAUUGA
Glarea lozoyensis ATCC 20868 is the source of this 1275-nucleotide messenger RNA. RefSeq names its product Nucleotide-diphospho-sugar transferase. Lineage: Eukaryota; Fungi; Ascomycota; Leotiomycetes; Helotiales; Helotiaceae. The transcript has 2 exons. The record is from RefSeq and is a predicted model, not a curated record. The coding region runs from base 1 to 1275 and encodes 424 amino acids. Gene Ontology annotation, molecular function: glycosyltransferase activity.